Drosophila yakuba is the source of this 396-nucleotide messenger RNA. RefSeq names its product probable protein BRICK1-B (gene HSPC300). Gene Ontology annotation, cellular component: SCAR complex. Gene Ontology annotation, biological process: regulation of actin polymerization or depolymerization; cell motility; actin filament organization. The coding region runs from base 67 to 297 and encodes 76 amino acids. Gene Ontology annotation, molecular function: protein-containing complex binding. The record is from RefSeq and is a predicted model, not a curated record. The transcript is spliced from 2 exons. Lineage: Eukaryota; Metazoa; Arthropoda; Insecta; Diptera; Drosophilidae.
CCAUCUCAUCUCUCCUCUCUAGAUAAACACAAUUAAAACGAACAGAAACAAUAAGGAUAAAUAAAGAUGAGUGGGGCUCACAGAGAGGCGAUCCAAAAGCAAAUCCACCAGGACUGGGCGAACAGGGAGUAUAUCGAAGUGAUAACUGCCAGCAUAAAGCGAAUCACCGACUUUCUGAACUCUUUCGAUAUGUCUUGUCGCUCGCGUCUGGCGGUGCUGAACGAAAAACUAACGAUCCUGGAGCGACGCAUAGACUAUCUGGAGGCGUGUGUCGCCCAGGGGGAAACAUUAACGUAAACGCUGCCCACAAUCUUACACUAAGCUUUGUACAUUUAUAAGUAAUUAAAAUACUGAUAUAAUAAUUAAUUUCACGAUGUGAAUUUGCCCUGACAUUAA